UAACGUUCCAUUGUUUAUCGUUCGAACAGUACUGCUUAGUAACAUUCGAUAGCUAGCCAGACUAAAUGUUCUAGCGUAGCUUGACAAUGGAUUGUUUUAAGAAGAGUAGAGGUGCAUCUAGGGAUGGUGAAUAUACACAAGUGCAUGUUAAGACAGAUGAAUUCAUGACAGUUGCCAACAUGAGGCAGGAGUUCCUUAGGAUGCGCAGUACCAACAGCCAUCUAAAGGAUUGCGUCCGUGUGUUGCAUCAGAAUAACGAGAAGAUGAGGCGAGAGGCUUUAGAUCAGCAGAUGAUGAUCAGUUCCCUGAAGAGCCUCCAUGACAAGACGGAGGAGGAAGCCAGAGAGGCGAAAAUGAAGGGUGAUGCUUGCAGUGUCGUGCAGGAAGUGAUGUCACAUGCGCUGGCCAAAAUAGUGGCAGAAAAAGAUCAGGAAGCAACCAUGAAGGAGAGCAUGUUGAGCCAGACCAAGGAGGAGCUGGCUUGCAGUAGAAGCGAGGCAGCCAAGUUCCGAGACGAGGUAGAGAAUUUGAGGGUCGGGAAGAAGGACCGCCCAACUUUAGCUUCCUUUAAGAAACUCUUUAAGUAACAGAAACGAUCCAAACAAACGGAAUUGAAUCAUGUUCCAUAUCUCUCUUCCGUAUUUUGACCACGUAUACCUCACCUCAGGGCCAUUAAUGCAAUCGGCAUACGUUUUCCACCUCCGUCUGUCUUCAGCCAAAGUUGCGAGUUGGUGGACCAUGUAUACGUAUGCGUAAAAUAUGUGUAUAGACUGUAUGUAGGGAUUUUAAAUGACGUAAACUGCAUAUCUGUUAUAUAGUUUGUCUUCCCUCAUGGCCUCAAUGAAAAGCGACCUGUAGGCCGAUUUGAGCUUCACAUGAAUAAACAAUGGAUCAAACAAGAACAGAUCAUACUGAUUAAAAUGCCCUAUGAUAUCUAAGUACUAGAUAGACAUAUUACAGCCUACCAUUGUAUAAGUAUAAGUUUUGUAUGAUUUCAAGCAGGAUUACAUUUAGUUACACAUCGGAACUAAAUAGAUAAAGCCAACGCUAGCUUUUGAAUUAGUCCCUUAAUUGGUAAAUUCAACCACUGUUCAUUAUCUGUACCUACAUAACCUGUAUGUUUCCUAUGUUUGUACCACAUGUAUACAUGAAAAUGUCUAGUAUACAAUCAAGA
This is a messenger RNA of Branchiostoma floridae (Florida lancelet), 1174 nucleotides long. RefSeq lists its product as uncharacterized. Bases 87 to 587 code for a protein of 166 amino acids. Lineage: Eukaryota; Metazoa; Chordata; Leptocardii; Amphioxiformes; Branchiostomatidae. The transcript is spliced from 8 exons. The record is from RefSeq and is a predicted model, not a curated record.